This is a messenger RNA of Parus major (Great Tit), 1498 nucleotides long. It is a transcript of the gene YARS2, whose product is annotated as tyrosyl-tRNA synthetase 2. Lineage: Eukaryota; Metazoa; Chordata; Aves; Passeriformes; Paridae. The annotation marks the transcript as partial. Gene Ontology annotation, molecular function: RNA binding; ATP binding; tyrosine-tRNA ligase activity. Gene Ontology annotation, cellular component: mitochondrion; cytosol. Gene Ontology annotation, biological process: tyrosyl-tRNA aminoacylation. The transcript has 5 exons. The record is from RefSeq and is a predicted model, not a curated record.
UUCGGGAACCACCGGGAGCUGUUCUGGGAGCCGGGAGCCGGGCGGCUCGGCCGCGCCGCGCUGCUGGACAACGCCCGCUGGCUCGGCCGGGAGCCGCUGCUCCGCUUCCUUGGCGGCGCGGGCGGGCGCCUCCGCAUGGGCACGCUGCUGAGCCGGCAGAGCUGCCAGGCGCGGCUGCGCAGCGCCGAGGGCAUGAGCCUGGCCGAAUUCCUGUACCCUGCGCUGCAGGCCUACGACUUCCUGCACCUCCACCGGCACCACGGCUGCCGCAUCCAGCUGGGGGGCCACGACCAGAUGGGAAACAUCAUGUCCGGAUACGAGCUCGUCACCAAGAUGACAGGAACAGAUGUGUUUGGAAUUACUGUACCUCUUAUUACGAGUACUACUGGUGAUAAACUGGGAAAGACUGCUGGAAAUGCAGUUUGGCUGAACAGGGAUAAGACCUCUCCGUUUGAGCUGUAUCAGUUUUUUGUCAGACAGGAGGAUAAUGUAGUUGAAAAAUACCUGAAACUAUUCACCUUCCUUCCUCUUGAGGAGAUUGCCCACAUCAUGGAAAUGCAUGCUAAAGAACCUGAGAAAUGGGGCGCUCAGAAACGACUGGCUGCAGAAGUAACUAAGCUUGUCCAUGGUAGAGAGGGGCUGGAAUCUGCUAAGAGGUGCACUAAGGCCCUUUAUUACAGCAGUGUGGAGGCACUGGAAGAAAUGUCUGACCAAGAGUUACAGGAACUUUUCAGACAAACUGCUUCUGCUGAAUUGAUGCUUGAACCUGGGAUGACUGUUCUUGACUUGUGCCGCAAAGCAAAUGCCAUUCCAGAUGGACCUAGUGGGUACAGGAAAAUUACAGAUGGAGGAGUUUCAAUAAAUGGGAGUCGUGUAACGAAUCCUGAGACUGUUCUUAUUCUGGGACAGCAUAUUCUGAAGAAUGGAGUAUCAUUACUUAGGGUUGGAAAGAAAAAUUAUUACAUUAUAAAAUGGCUGCAGUUGUGACAACAGAGUAUCUCCCUAAAAUGACAGAUCAGUUUAAUUCUGCUGCUUGAAGAUGUACUUGAAGAUGUUUCUGUACUGUGCAUUUCUACACAGCUCACAGACCACCCAGUAUCAGUUUCCUUUUCAAAAGAGUUCAAGAGAGUUUAAAUAAAGGAGCUGGGUUGUACCACUGAAGAGAUUGUAGAUACUCUGCCUUACUCAAAGCACCAGUCAUAAGGAUCUGCACAAGAAAAUGAAAAGAUUCAUUUCAAAGUCCAGCAAUGGAGAUGUGCAUCCCCUCCUUUAACAGCCUUCUGUGCUGUAGGAAAACAGUGGCCAGUUAUUUCACAGGAUAACUCACAGGAAAAUAAGCCAAAGUAAACUCAAACCCACUCCUUACAGCCGAUGUGCUCAUGUAACCAAGAAACCUUGCUAGGGACAAAGACAACCAUGGUCAUCUGUCUCUGAACAGGUUUGUUUUGAAUGAAGCUGCAGAAAAUUUAUAAUAAAGGACUAAAUGAUUAAACAUGUA